AUGCUUUCGAGAUUCGUCUCUCGAGCAAUAUUGCAAAUUGUUUCUACUCGAUUGACAAUUCCUUCUAUAGCUCAUCGACUACAAAGUUCUACUUCAAAUUCCAAAUCAGAUCGUCAACAAACAUCUUCAACUUCUGGAAUAAAAGAAAUAGAUGAAAAUGAAAGUUUUCUUAAUAGUCGUGAUGCAGCACAAGCGAUUGCUGAUGAAGAAAUAAUUGAUAGUGUUGAACAAGCAACAAGUGAUCGUGCUGAAAAGAUUAGUCAAGCUAUGAAGAAUUAUUUAUUGAAAUCAAGAGAAAAACAAAAGGUACUCGAUGAAAAAAAUUAUGAAUAUGAAAUUGGACGAAGACAUUUAGCAAGAAUUAUGGGUGAAGAUCCCGAAGAAUUUAAUCAAGAAAAAAUUGAUGAUGCUUUGAGUUAUUUACUUCCAUCAGGUUUACUUGAUGAACGUGCCCGACCUAAAAUGAGACCACCUGAAGAAAUGUAUCCAAAAGAAAAAGCCGUACAAUUCGAUAAAGCUGGUCGACCAUUUCAUUUUUUAUAUUAUACAGCUAAACACAAUUAUUAUGAUGUUUUACAUACGGUUGCUAAUAAAAUUGAAGAACUUAAAAAAGGUGAAGUUGCUAUGCUUGCAUCUGGUCGUGAACCAGAUUAUAGUCAAAAUGAUGAAUUUAAUUAUACACAAUGGGAAAGUAAAGAAAUCUUUGAAAAACGUUUCUUAGAAAAACUUGAUGAUGAACAAUAUAAAACAUUAAUAAUAUGUUUAAAUCGUCUUGUUAAAAAUCCAAUGGCAUACACAAUAAAAGAUUAUAUAAAUUCAUUUCGAACAAAAUUAGCUGAUACAAUUAGUAAACAACAUAUUGAACCAUUACGUUACGAUGUUGAUGGUCGACCCUAUCAAAUAACUAGUGGUAAGUAG
Rotaria sordida is the source of this 918-nucleotide messenger RNA. Lineage: Eukaryota; Metazoa; Rotifera; Eurotatoria; Philodinida; Philodinidae. The record is from the annotation of a GenBank genome assembly.